GGAAAAUAAUGGAAAUAACCGGGUGUUGUGUAAUUUUAGUUUUAUUUAAAUUAGAAAAGUAAAAAGCAAGAAACAUCAUUCUUCUUGCCUUCUCGCUCAUUUCAUCCAACAAGAUUUGCAUCCAACACAACCAACCUAACUGUAAUUUACAUUCAGGGUUUCAUUCUCAAGUUUCUUCUUAUUACAAAAGCCUUCAAGAGUUAGCGAGAAGAUAACCAAGGAAGGUUCUAGGAGUUCAUUUCACUUUUUCCUUCCAUUUCUUUGGUUUCAGGUUUGUUGUAUGAGUAAGCUGAACCUCCUGUUUGAGUGGUGGAUAUUUAAGAUCUUUGUUGAAAUUUCUGGUUGAUUAUGGCCUGCUCAGAAUCUGUGAGUUCAGUGGGAGAGAAUAUGUCAGUGGCUACGGCACCCAGGAAGCCGCGGAUUUUACUUGCUACUAGUGGGAGUGUUGCAGCGGUUAAAUUUGCAAAUCUUUGUCAUUGUUUCUGUGAAUGGGCCGAAGUAAGAGCAGUUGCCACAAAUCCAUCUUUGCAUUUUAUUGACAGAACAGCGAUUCCCAAGGAUGUGAUUUUGUAUACCGACAACGACGAGUGGUCUAGUUGGAAGAAACUAGGCGAUAGCGUGCUUCACAUUGAGCUUCGAAAAUGGGCUGACAUCAUGGUCAUUGCUCCAUUAUCGGCAAACACUCUUGGCAAGAUUGCUGGAGGGUUGUGUGACAAUCUACUGACGUGUAUCGCGAGAGCCUGGGACUACAACAAGCCUUUCUUUGUCGCACCUGCCAUGAACACGUUUAUGUGGAACAAUCCUUUCACAGAAAAGCAUCUCAUCUCCAUUGACGAGCUUGGUAUUUCUCUCAUUCCACCUGUUACAAAGAGGUUAGCUUGUGGGGAUUAUGGCAAUGGCGCAAUGGCUGAACCUUCUACCAUUUACUCCACUGUAAGGCUCUUUUAUGAGUCAAAGGCUCAGCAAGGUAACGGCCGUGUUUAAUAAUGUUAGUUAAUGGUUUGCUAGGAUUUGUCUUGACCCUUCCGAUUCUGUUUUAUUGAAUCAUUGUUUCGGCAUUUAGUGUUUCUGGUACAUCUGCUCUGAUUUUAGGUGGUGUGUAUUAGUCUAAAGUAAACGUGUUCUCCUUUUAUGUCUCAAAAUGGUGAUGUUUAUCAUACACCCUUUUGGAUAUUUUUGCUGUGUAAAAUGAUCUCUUAUGAAAUUUUAGCAAACACAAGAUUAUUCUGUUUGUAGAAUGACCUCAAAUUAAUUGAACCAAUUUUUGGUUGUUUUUUCCACAAA
This is a messenger RNA of Vicia villosa (hairy vetch), 1284 nucleotides long. RefSeq names its product phosphopantothenoylcysteine decarboxylase-like. The record is from RefSeq and is a predicted model, not a curated record. The coding region runs from base 349 to 984 and encodes 211 amino acids. The transcript is spliced from 4 exons. Lineage: Eukaryota; Viridiplantae; Streptophyta; Magnoliopsida; Fabales; Fabaceae. Gene Ontology annotation, biological process: coenzyme A biosynthetic process. Gene Ontology annotation, molecular function: phosphopantothenoylcysteine decarboxylase activity; FMN binding. Gene Ontology annotation, cellular component: phosphopantothenoylcysteine decarboxylase complex.